UCUUCGUGCUCGACCGACACAAGUCUAUACCAGUCACGAAAUCUCUCACGCCUCUCUGUCUCUUUCUCUCACGAUCCCGAAAAUGUCUGACCUCAUCACCGGCCUUCCCUGCAACUCCGACGGCCUCUGCAUGGUGUGCAACCAAAAGCCGUCACCGGAGGACUUGUUGUCUUGCACCACGUGCGCCUCACCCUGGCACCUGACUUGCCUCUCCGUCAGUCCCGAAACCUCAGCCGACGCUCUGGUGUGGCAGUGUCCUGACUGCACUUCUCCGACAGCUUCGGUCGGUGCCAGAGGAGCAGGAAGCUCCGGCGAUUUGGUGGCGGCCAUCCGAGCUCUGGAGACCGAUGAGUCGUUGAGUGAGGCUGAGAAGGCGAAGAAACGGCAGGAGCUGAUGUCCAAAAACGUUUUAGCAACGUCCGAUGGCAAAAGCAACAACUGUGUGAAGAGGACCAACGGCAGUCGUAAUGAUGCCCUCGAUAUUCUCAUUAAGAGCUUAACCUGUUCAAUUUGCUUCGAACUUCCGGAGAGGCCUGUUACGACACCUUGCGGGCACAACUUCUGCCUCAAAUGCUUUGAGAAAUGGGUGGCGCAGGGUAAACUUACAUGUGCAAAUUGCCGCCAAUCGAUCCCCUCCACUCUGAGAAUCAACUCUAAUCAUGUGGGAAGCAUUCGUAUUGCCAAGGCAUCACAACGCAGCGGCUCAGGGGAGUACCUACCUCAGUUGGCUCAUCGCAUUCGAAACCAGGACCGUCCAGACAAAGCAUUUACAACCGAGCGAGCCAAGAAGCCUGGGAAAGCUAAUGCCUCAAGUGGAAGGAUCUUUGUGACAUCAGCUCCGGAUCAUUUUGGGCCCAUAACAGCCGAAUAUGAUCCUGAGAAGAAUAAGGGUGUGGCGGUGGGGGAGACUUGGGGGCAUAGGAUUGAAUGUAGACAAUGGGGAAUUCAUCGCCCUAUGGUUUCCGGGAUUUCUGGGCAGUGCAAGUAUGGCGCCCAAUCAGUGGUUCUCUCAGGAGGGUAUAUAGACGAUGAAGAUCACGGUGAAUGGUUCAUUUAUACCGGGAGUGGUGGCAAGGAUUUGAGUCGAAACAAGCGUACCAACAAGCAACACAGUAAAGAUCAGACGUUCACAAAGCUUAAUCAGUCACUCAGGCUAAGUUGCCUAAAUGGUUAUCCUGUUCGAGUAGUGAGAUCGCACAAGGAGACACGCUCUUCGUAUGCGCCUACGGAGGUGGGACUGCGAUAUGAUGGGGUUUACAGGAUUGAAAAAUGUUGGCGGAAAGAUGGAACACAGGGGGUUAAGGUUUGCAGAUAUCUUUUUGUAAGAUGUGACAACGAACCUGCGCCUUGGACGAGUGAUGAUCAUGGGGACCGUCCAAGGCCUCUGCCAGAUAUUGCAGAGUUGAACAGUGCCAUUGAUAUAACAAAUACAAAGGGUUCUCCUUCUUGGGACUAUGAUGCAGAAAAAGCGUGCUGGAUGUGGAAAAAGCCUCGACCACUUAGCAGACAACUGGUGGAUAGGGGAGAACCAGAUGGGAAGAAAAUUAGGAGAGUUAGACGGCAGGAACAGAAUGCGAAAGAAAAAGUUCUCAAAGGGUUUAGGUGUGAUAAAUGUCAGAAGAUUAUGACUGAACCAGUUACUACACCAUGUGGUCAUAACUUCUGCAAAGCUUGUCUGCAAGAUACCUUUGCUGGUAUAAGUUUAAUAAAACAGAGGACGUGCCAAGGCGGAAGAACAUUGCGAGCACAAAAGAACGUCAUGAAAUGCCCAAAGUGUCCACAUGACAUAGCUGACUUUCUUCAAAAUCCACAGGUUAAUAAGAAUCUUGAGAACGCCAUAGAAUUACUCCAUCAGAAAGAGGAAGAUGUUGCAGAGGAAGUGGAAGACGCUGAGGAAGAUGAAGAUGAUGAAGAAGAGGAAGAAGCUGAAGAAACUUACAAUGCCGGUGAAGAGAGUGAAGCCGAAGACAAAGGAAGCAUCCCACCAAUACCUCAGAUUGAAACUACAGAGCAACAAACCUGUGAGCAAAAGAAACCAAGUCAUAAGCGAAAUAGGUCGAGCAAUGGAGACAACGUGUUGGAUGGCGGAGCACUGACCAAGAGAAGCAAGAGGAGUAAAGUGGGAGCAGCUAGUAGUCUGAUUGAUUCAUGAUCAAUCAAUGGAUCAAGUUGUUCUCUUGGUCAUCUUUCACUAUCAAUUCCUUUUUAAUAUGUUAUCAUCCAAGCUUAAUAGCUUAUCCUUGUAAACGGUUGCUACUUAUUCUUAUCAAGUAUAUGACAAAUAAAAAAAACUUUUGUUCAGUUUAUAGUAUCAUUACUUCCCUA
Molecule: messenger RNA, 2325 nt
Organism: Rosa chinensis
Lineage: Eukaryota; Viridiplantae; Streptophyta; Magnoliopsida; Rosales; Rosaceae
Product: E3 ubiquitin-protein ligase ORTHRUS 2
Exons: 9
Coding region: 83-2152 (689 amino acids)
Biological process (GO): protein ubiquitination; negative regulation of gene expression via chromosomal CpG island methylation
Molecular function (GO): metal ion binding; ubiquitin protein ligase activity
Source: RefSeq, a predicted model, not a curated record